AUGUUUCUUUCUUUCUUUCUUCUCAGUGAUUCUUUGUGUCUUUCUCUUGCGGCCAACCCGUUGACAUCGACCUUCUUCCACGCACCGAAUCCAUUUCAAGAGGCCGGACUCUUUUCUGACCAUUUCUUUUCUACUAAAGAAUCUCAGACAAUAGACGAAAAAAAGAACGUGUUUCUUUUAAUUACCGUCGAUAAUUACACAAGUGCCGAUAAUGUCUUUUUACUCUUACUACAUUUUACCUUUCUCUAUUUUUUCUUUUUUUCAUUCAUUAUUUUCUUUUUCUCCUUCGCUAUUUACCUUUUUCUUCAUCCCUUCAUUAUUUUUGGUUUCUUUCUUUCUAAUGAAUUCUAUACACUCGCUCAUCUUUUUCUUUAUUAUUUUGAAUUCAUCUUUAAUUUCAUUCUUUCUGAUCUAUUUAUCCUCUUUUUUUCCAAUCCUUAUUCUUUGACUCUCUCAGAUACAUCCUGUUUUUCUUUCUUCAUAAUCUACGUUUCAUUCGUUCGUUCUUCGUUUCGUAAUUUUCUUUCUUUCUAUUUUCCGCCAUUUUUAUUUCAUCCAAUUUUCUGCAUUUAUUCUCUAAUAGAUUUUGCCGUCAAUGACAAUUUGUAA
Acanthosepion pharaonis is the source of this 609-nucleotide messenger RNA. The record is from the annotation of a GenBank genome assembly. Lineage: Eukaryota; Metazoa; Mollusca; Cephalopoda; Sepiida; Sepiidae.